This is a messenger RNA of Lycium ferocissimum, 1489 nucleotides long. Its product is annotated as UDP-URONIC ACID TRANSPORTER 1-like. Gene Ontology annotation, cellular component: Golgi apparatus. The transcript has 4 exons. Gene Ontology annotation, molecular function: antiporter activity. The coding region runs from base 177 to 1109 and encodes 310 amino acids. The record is from RefSeq and is a predicted model, not a curated record. Lineage: Eukaryota; Viridiplantae; Streptophyta; Magnoliopsida; Solanales; Solanaceae.
UCUUUCUUCCACCUACACACAUCCUUACAAAAUUUCCCAUAAAAAACACACACACACACAUAAUACUAAACCAAAUCAAGAAACAGAGAAACAUUUCCUCAAUCUGAGGAAAAACAAAAACACACAUUACCUUAUUUUCAAUGAAAGCUUCACAAAUCUAAGAUCAAAAACCAAACAUGUCAUCAGCACAAUCAGAAAAACAAACCCUUUUCAUUGCUUCACUUAUCAUUUUUUGGUACUCUUCAAACAUUGGAGUACUUCUCCUUAACAAAUUAUUACUUUCCAAUUAUGGAUUUUCUUUCCCUAUUUUCCUAACAAUGUGUCACAUGUCAGCUUGUGCUAUUCUUAGCUAUGUGUCAAUUGUAUUCUUAAAGAUUGUGCCUUUUCAAAGAAUCAAAUCAAGAUCUCAGUUUUUAAGAAUUGCUACACUUAGUGUUGUGUUUUGUGGGUCUGUUGUUGGUGGGAAUAUAUCUUUAAGGUAUCUUCCUGUUUCAUUUAAUCAAGCUGUUGGUGCAACAACACCUUUUUUCACAGCUUUGUUUGCUUAUCUCAUCACACAAAAGAGAGAAGCUUGGGUUACUUAUGGAUGCCUUGUUCCUGUUGUUGCUGGUGUUGUCAUUGCUAGUGGGGGUGAACCAAGCUUCCACCUUUAUGGAUUUAUCAUGUGCAUUGGUGCAACUGCUGCUAGAGCCUUUAAGUCUGUUCUUCAGGGCGUCCUUCUUUCCAACGAAGGGGAAAAGUUGAACUCCAUGAAUCUGCUGCUUUAUAUGUCACCAAUUGCUGUUCUAGUCUUAUUGCCUGCAACACUCGUAAUGGAGCCCAAUGUGAUAGAUGCCACUAUUACGCUUGCUGUAACACAUAGAUACCUGGUCCUACUUAUUUUGAUCAAUUCUACAAUGGCAUAUGGGGCCAACUUGUUAAACUUUUUGGUGACCAAGCAUACUAGUGCAUUGACACUCCAGGUCCUAGGGAAUGCCAAAGGUGCUGUGGCUGUUGUGAUCUCAAUACUUCUUUUCCGCAAUCCUGUUACUUUUAUUGGCAUCGCGGGCUAUGCAAUGACCGUCAUGGGAGUUGUUGCUUAUGGGGAAUCCAAGAGAAGAAGCAAAUGAGUUCAGACACAGCCCUUCUUCUUUUUUUAUGUCAUGAGUCCCCAGUUUUGUUUCUUGAACAUUAGAUGCACGGUAGAGUUAGUGAUACAUAGAUCAUCAUUGCCAUGUAGUGGCCGAUAGAUCAAGAGACGGAAUGGAAAAAGAGGCGGGGGAUGGGAAAUCAUUUCCAUUCGUCCCUUGUAUUUUUAUGUUCAACAUGAUAGGAUGUAUGCAGUUGUAUCGGGUUCUCCAUUGUUGCACUAAAGUUACAGGGGACGGGAUAUGGGAACUGUUAAAUUCUUCUGUUGUAUUCUUUUUACCGACGUGAUAGGAUGUAUGUAGUUGUAUCAGAUUAUAUGUUGUUACAGUAGAGCAAUAUAAUCUCUUGAUGUUUUUGGGUA